GAUCUUACAAAAGAAGCAAAAAUGGAAUUGAACACAAAUUACUCAUCUUUCAGUUGUGGGGUAUGUAACACUGCAUUUACUACGAAGAGCUACUUAGAAGAUCAUAUGAAAACUCAUGAUGGAGAGAAGCAGUUCAAAUGCGAAAUAUGUGAAGCGACAUUUACGAGGAACUUUAAUUUACAACUUCACAUUCGAACGCACACAGGAGAAAAACCGUUUAAAUGUGAGAUAUGUGAUGCCGCAUUUGCUCGGAACUCUCAUUUACGACUCCACAUGCGAACGCACACAGGAGAAAAGCCAUUCAAAUGUGAGGUAUGUGAUACGGCGUUUGCACUGUCAUUUACGAACACACAUGCGAACGCACACAGGAGAAAAACCGUUCAAAUGUGAGAUAUGUGGUUCCGCAUUUGCUUGGAACUCACAUUUACAACACCACAUAAAAACGCACACAGGAGAAAGACCGUUCAAAUGUGAGAUGUGUGAUGCCGCAUUUAGGCGGAACAAUAAUUUAAAAUAUCACAUGAGAACGCACACGGGAGAAAAGCCUUAUAAAUGUGUGAUAUGUGAUGAGGCAUUUGCAAUGAAAUCUACUUUAUCCGUCCAUAUGCGAUCGCACACAGGAGAAAAGCCGUUCAAGUGUGAAACAUGUGGUGCUGCUUUUUCGCUCAAAUUUCGUUUGCACAGCCACCUGCGAUUGCACACAGGUGAAAAGCCAUACAAGUGUGAGACGUGUGGUAUUGCAUAUUCUUCUACACAAUCAUUGAAGAAUCACAUGGAAACUCACUCAGGAGCACACAAAUGUGAGACAUGUAAUGCUACUUUCACAACAAUGCCUACAUUACUAGGGCAUAUGCGUACUCACACGGGUGAAAAGCCAUAUAUAUGUGAACUAUGCGGCGCUAGCUUUGCACGAAAAUAUAAUUUACGGGGUCACGUUAAAGCAACUCAUUUAGGAGAGAAACCAUUUAGUUGUGACAUAUGUAGUUCAUCCUUUUCAAGGAAAUAUGAUUUGCAAAAACACUCGCGUAUUCACACAAAAGACAAACUAUGAAUGUGUGAGACAUGUGGUGCUGCAAGGAAUUAUGCUGUACAUAAACAUAUGCGAAUUUGAGGUUCAUUUAUGAGGAAUGUGGAGCGGCAUGUUCACGGAAAUAUAUAAAUAUCAACUAAUUGUGAAAUAAGUUCGGGAAAAACUUUUUGUGACCGAGUUGGAAUUUGGCACCGUGCGACUUUCUCUCGCAUAUUAUAUUUCAACUGUUUUUAUAAAUAUUUUUUUUAAUAAUUUAAAGUAUCUGAAUUUCUCCAUUCUUAUUAUUUUUCCCGUAGAAUGCUUGAUUGCAAUCUUGAUCUUUGACAAAACUAACGAAAUAUCAUUCAUUAUUAUUGCAUGGUUUCCUUUACAAAACCUUUUUUGCUUUCUUCAUUUGAUUACUAGUAUCUCUUACUUAUCAUUGGAAAAUGUCACUCUUUUUUGUAAAUGUAGAUGUUCUGUUUAUUUCUACAGAUGUUCACAGAAAUCAGUGAAA
This is a messenger RNA of Mya arenaria, 1526 nucleotides long. Its product is annotated as zinc finger protein 253-like. The transcript is spliced from 2 exons. Gene Ontology annotation, biological process: regulation of transcription by RNA polymerase II. Lineage: Eukaryota; Metazoa; Mollusca; Bivalvia; Myida; Myidae. Gene Ontology annotation, molecular function: DNA-binding transcription factor activity, RNA polymerase II-specific; RNA polymerase II transcription regulatory region sequence-specific DNA binding. The record is from RefSeq and is a predicted model, not a curated record. Gene Ontology annotation, cellular component: nucleus. The coding region runs from base 116 to 1051 and encodes 311 amino acids.